GAAAUUAUAACCAGUUCACGUCAUUGACCCGUGUUCUCGCCAUUGUUUUGAAACGUUGUUUUGGAUCAUCUUGGGUAUUCCCAGAUUCCAGGACCUAGGGACAGCUCCGAGUUUCCAUUACUGAGGUGCAAAAUCGCAAGCACAGCAAAAACGAGGCCCGCACUGCACCCAAGCGAGCGGUCUGGCUUUCUUCUCAUUUGGACUUGUUUUUGUGGCACCCUCCGAUCGACAUAGGUUCGCCCAAGUGAUGCUCGCCCGCUCCACCAAAGAAGCGCACCGUCUUCGAACCCGUUCAUCCCAACUUCACCCAGACACAGCGGGCGUCAGUUCACUUCCCUUGUCCACACACACAGACAACGGCUGUCAUCCCAACUCUUCCACUUCCAUCCCUUCCUUGACUGUCACCUGCUUGGCAUCUGGAAACACACCUCUACACUACAUCAGCACAUGGUGAUCGGAGAGCAUCCAAAAAAGAAAACUUGAAUGAAAAACAAAAACAGAAGAAAAAAGGGAAGAGGCAUUCCACUUUGUUACUAGGUUCCCCUCAAAUCAAUAGCACAUCACUGGCUUCGCACCAUCGUAUCCGAAUCCAGAACGCUUAUCUGGGUGACAUUGACCGUCGUACCGCCUCUUUUUAGAAGGUAGAGGUAGAGCACCGCCCUCUACACCCGGAAGCACCACGGAACCGGCUUACACACAGGCGGACGGACCAUUAGGUUAGGUUGUGCUUGGCUUAGCUCCAAGACACAUACCAUUGGAACACCAACCAACCUGCUCAAAAGAAUCUCGCCAAAGCCCGCGCCCCCUGUCCAUCGCGCCCAUUUCCAACUAACCCCAUCACCUCAGCACUCGCCCUUCGGCCAAAGACUGUUCCUUGCUACCUACCGCUGUCGCCGACUUUUCUCUCCGACAACAAAACACGCUCAAAACACCACCACAACCUCCGAUACACAACAGCCCGGGUCUCAAUCACUGCCGCGCAAGCCGCCCUGCAAGCAAGCAGUCUUUGCUUUUCAGCUCUCUCAGCCUGUCCUUUGCCGCCCAAUAGCUGAUCGCCCAGGUCCCUCUGCGUUUGCCCCUGCGUCUGCGACUCGACGCCCAGAACUGUCCGCCAGCCGAGUAGCCGCUAGUUUUAGGUGACGGAUCCGCAUCGCGCUAUAUCCAGCCAGAGAGCGGUCUUCGUUCCAUCUUGCGCCUCAACUCCUCAAACAACUCCCCCAUCAGAGUCCAAGAAAACCCUUUCGCAAAUCGCGACUGAUUGCUUUUCAAUCUGCGUGGUGCUGGACUAGGGCUCAGCCCAUCUAAAGGUACGUUUGCUUGCGCACUAGCCAUUUCCACUGUCUGGUCAAUUAUUUCAUCCUGUUUCUCACCAUCAACAAUGCGCAACUGUUUGCGCUUGCUUGGCUUCCCUUAUCUCGGAGCCUUCGGCGCCUUGGUGGCUCCUCCUUUUCUCUUUCCAUUUGGACCUUGCGUCCAGUGCUUUUUCUCAUACUCACCAAUGAGCAUCUCGAGUCCCUGCCUAUUGCUAACAUGACACCCCGGAUCAGAAGGGACUUCCCACGGUUGGAACGUCAGGUUUUCAACAUGUCCAGCAACAACACAACAACGGUCAACGACCCUACCACGGCGGCCCCGCCUGGGCCGACCACUAUCAUCAGCACCACUUCAGUACCGUCAGUGCAGCCGCCUAUUAGUACAACCUCCUCGGCUUUGCCGACUUCUCCUUCAUCAUCCUCAGCUGUACCACCACCACCGCCGCCAUCAUCAACGCCUAAUACCUCGACGACGCAACAGCCGCCACCAAUAAGCUCUACCACAGCUCCGCCAACGACAUCAACACCGGCGCCGCCCACCACUACGCAGCAGCCGAGCACGGAAACUUUUACUAGCGUCCAGAUCAUCACGACUGAAGGGGAAACACGAACCAAGAUUACGCAAAUCAUUACUACCGAGACAGUAGUACCCUCGGCGAACCCCACCACCUCCACUUCUUCGACCACCACCACAUCGGCCGGGGCCAUUGAUGCUACUAAGGGUGCUUCCUCUGGCGGUGGUGGAUUGGGUAGCGGUGGGAAGAUCGCCAUUGCGGUAGUGGUGCCCAUUGUUGCCGUUGCCCUUUUGGUAUUGGCCGGUAUCUUCCUCUGGAGAAAGCGGAAGCAAAGGAGGGAUGCCGAGGAACAGAGGCGAAGGGAAGUGGAGGACUAUGGCUACAACCCCAAUGUCGACCCUACGAUACCUGCCGUUGCCGGCGGUGGUGCUGCCGGAGUGUAUGAGAUGAGGGAGGAUGGAACGUCCGGGUACAGGGGCUGGGGCUCUACGACCCUCGCGAGUUCGGCUGGAAGGAAGGCUUCAACGACCAUUUCAGGCGGCAUGCCUGGCGUUGCCUAUUCCGACACCACAUCACCAACCCGGGGAACCGUAUCCGACGCACGAUCUGGCGAGCCGUUGAUUGAACCACCUUCGCCCGAAGGCGAGAUCCUGGGAGCAAUGGGACCCUCAGCCGGUGACAGCCCAGACGCCAAUGUUCACCGAGGACCCUCAAACGCCUCGUCUCAUUACAGCACAGCUGCCCGCUCUGACGAGUCCGGCGAAGCCCCUAUCGGAGUUGCCUAUGGAGGAAGAACUAGUUACUAUGAGCCCCAGCAGUACGGUGCCGCCAAACCAUACAACAGCCCCGAGGGUGCCUAUAACGGACCAGUUGCCCCGAACAACUUUACUCCCGCAGGACCCCCGGUCAUUCGAGAUGUUGUGGCGAGGAGGAACACUCGCAUUGAAAAUUCCGGCCACUACCCUCAGCAAACGGCUGGCAUCUCGCAGAAUUUUUAAAGGGCAAGAACUAGUUGUUGACGGUCGUCGCUAGUUAUCUCUUUGUUUCGACCGCUGUAUAUCAUGGUCCACGCGUCGUUUUUUCCCGCUCAUAGGAUACCCAUUUUGACUGUUCGAGUCGCGCUAUCGUUAUUGUUUUCGCUCGGCAGAAACGUUCGUUGGUUUUUAUUUGGCUACUUAUCUCCGCCCUCGCUCUUGGCGAUAGCCGCGUCAGCGAAGGGGGCCUUUGGAUGCAGUUUCGUGGAUUCUGGUCCUCCAACCAUUCUCCUGUUCUAGUCAAAGGCCGCCGGCAGGAGGUGGUGGUUUUAAUCUCGGAUGCGACAACGCGUGAUUAGAUAGAAAAGCGGCUGGUUUUUCUUUUUGCUUUUUUUUUUCUCAUAUCAGUGCGCGGUACAUUUACACAUUCGCUGCACAUAUCUUUAGAGUCGGGAGGUUGUGGCCUAGGGCAAGAGUCGAGAAGAGUCCCAAGGAGAAGAGGAAACCACCUGAGCGCCUAGGGUUCAGGAAGCAUGAGGAAAAAGGAGGAAGGGGGAAAGGAAGCGAAUGAAAGGGCCACGCAUGGUUUCUAAGCUGCGUCGCAUCGGAUGAUGUUAAUGAGGCGCGAGGCGCUUGGUUGAUUCUAUGGAAGUAACGGUCCUUUUGUUGUGGGAAUGAUGCUGCGUUUUGCCCAGCUCAAGGGGAGACAGGGACAGUUGGGAAUGGGUUCACGUGUCUAAUAGAGGUGUGGUGGAUAUCUAUCUGUUUUUGUUUAUGGAUGGGAUGGAGUGGGAGAUGGAGGAGAUUUGGUUUGCUAGCUGGGUGAAGAGAAAGCAGGGACGGAAAGAUGAUGUGAACAAGAGUCUAUCCUUAACAUACCUUCCACAUAUCUCCCAGCUACCACUUUGGUUAUCUACUACUACUACUACUACUACUACUUUAUGAUAAUGCUAUAAUGCAGUUACAUAUCCGUAUACU
Neurospora crassa OR74A is the source of this 3780-nucleotide messenger RNA. RefSeq lists its product as uncharacterized. The coding region runs from base 1531 to 2826 and encodes 431 amino acids. The record is from RefSeq and is a predicted model, not a curated record. Lineage: Eukaryota; Fungi; Ascomycota; Sordariomycetes; Sordariales; Sordariaceae. The transcript is spliced from 2 exons.